AUGAACGACAUUAGCUAUAUGCCCUUGAAGAUCCUGUACACGUUGGAUGACAGGAGUUGUACGAGUUAUCUGGCAAGGACGAAGACUCCCAGAAAAGUGCAGGUGGUAGAGAUACCGAACCUGCGUGGUGGUGGUGGUGCUGGGGAUGCGAAUGUAGCCGCAACAUCGAGAAUUGGCGCUGUGCCAUUGAACGCUGUAGUCAAAGAACUAUUUGUCAACUCUCCAGAACUAUUGCACAAUGGGGAAUCUCAAGAUUACAACGUUUACUUCAAAGAUAUAUGCGAAGUAGACGAACCGCUGGUGAGUUUAGGGCUGUUAUCGAAAAUACGAAGAGGGCUGAACUUGAAUGAGGGGCGCCGUUUCAAUUACGAUAGUAUAGAAGAGCAACAGCAGGGGCAGGACCCACAGCAGCAGCAGCAGGAACGAAUGGGUGAUGUGGAUGAGGGAACCGAAACCGAAGAAGCGAGUAGCGAUAAUGAUGUGAACGGACUCGGUGGUGACUCCAAUGAGGAAUUGGACGAUACGGUCGUGGUCACUGGGCGCGUGUGUACGAACUUCACAGCGCUAUUGAGAAGAUCGUACAGCAGCAAUAUGUCAUCCCGGAAGGAUGCGAAGCAACCGCUGGCAGAAACAUUAGAGAUAAAGUUAAAACUUUCCAAGAUCACGAACUCGAGAAGAAAGGACAGUUCGACGGAUUCCCCCUUCGUUCAACCGAGUCCAGUAACGAUCCCAACCCCCACAGUUUCGGUGACGCCAAGACAGCGCAAAUCAUCCACAACGAGCACUACCACCCGAGUGUAUCCGGUGCCGACGCCGACGAGUCAAGUAAAUAAACAGCACAAAAUAGUCAAGCCAAGGAGACAGACUAACCCCAUGCCCGCACCAAAGGCCAGUAGAACACAAUCGCUUCCCAUUUGGAACCUGAACUUGAAGAACGGUGGAAACAACACUGCUCUGAGCGGGAAUGCAUUCAUGAAGAAUUCGAUAGCACAUAAGAUAUACCUCGCGGAUAAAAUGACCGAGGCGAACCAACAGAUGGACACACAGCAGGUAUCCUACGAAUUGAACGCAUUGCAGAACGACAACACCGUGCAGAAGACGAGGAUUGACGAUUCAGUCAGCAAAAGGUUCGAUUUUAUGUUGAACAGAAAACGGAAACCACAAGCGACAAAGAGACCGAAACCGGCCGCCAAGGGAAAGAACAACACCGCUAAGACUCCAGUGUCGCCUCUGAACAACACAUGCACGCCCAAGGAUGCCGUUUCGGCGAAUAACGCAAACAUUAUAGAGGGAGUCUCUAGUGCAGUAGCGAAUAAGGAAAACAUUCCUCCGGCAAACUCUGAUCCCAGCACGGUGGGGAAUGCCAUCACAAGUAUGGAUGGGUUGAAUGCGGAGACUUUGGAUUUGAAUUACUUGAACUUCUCGGACAACGAGAUAAACUGGUUAGCCGAUUUCACCAGCGGUUCUACGCCGUCAAUGUUUGACAACACGCAACACGCUGGCGUGGGGAAUCCCAAUAUUACGAAACAGACCAACAACAACAAACUGACCCCCAGAGAUGUUGUCAUGGAGGAUGUGGAUCGCACGAGCCCGAUUGACACGUUGUCAAUGCCUCUGAUGGAUCUGGAGCAAACGAAGACGCUAAUCACACAGAGAGACAUGUCGAAGCACCCAACCUCUUGUAAAGAACAGUUGCAACGGCUGCCCUUGUUGCAACCGGGGAUGUCCCGUUAUAAAGGUGUAUCCCUUGUUGGUGGUGGGAAACCCCUUGACGACGAUGUCCCUGGAAGUGAUGCGACCGUGUUGGUGAAUUAUUCGACGCCCACGCAGAUGGAUAAGAACAGUGGUGCCAUUGAGGAGGAAGAUGACGAAGAUGACGACGUUAAGAAGAAUAACAGGACCAUGCCCUCCUCCCCUGGUAUCCUGUACGGUUACCACAAGGGCAUCCGGGAUGAGGACCCGGGGAAGCCAGUGGAUGCGUCUAGUGGGUUGACUGCUGAUGACGAUGAUUUGUUCUCGUCGUUUGUGGGUGGUCACUCGAGUGACAUCGACGACGAGGGGAUAAUGAGGGGCAGUGAUGGUGAUAUGAACACUGAGGUUACAUCUGCCACUACUUUAAACUUCAACAGUGAUGGGAAGUGA
Huiozyma naganishii CBS 8797 is the source of this 2142-nucleotide messenger RNA. RefSeq names its product Spt21p (gene SPT21). Bases 1 to 2142 code for a protein of 713 amino acids. The transcript has a single exon. NCBI's taxonomy places the organism in Eukaryota, Fungi, Ascomycota, Saccharomycetes, Saccharomycetales, Saccharomycetaceae. Gene Ontology annotation, biological process: rDNA heterochromatin formation; regulation of transcription by RNA polymerase II; silent mating-type cassette heterochromatin formation. The record is from RefSeq and is a predicted model, not a curated record.